Adineta steineri is the source of this 645-nucleotide messenger RNA. The record is from the annotation of a GenBank genome assembly. NCBI's taxonomy places the organism in Eukaryota, Metazoa, Rotifera, Eurotatoria, Adinetida, Adinetidae.
AUGACGACGACGACAGCAACAAGAGCCAAAGAGAAUGGCUGUGAUUUUCCUCUAUUUAAAACGCCACUUCGUAAUCCACUACGUACACCAUUGCGUAAUGGUAUGUUAUCAUCAGCAACAUUAAAUGAUUUAGCUUCAUAUUCAAAUAAUAAUAAACAUUUAAAAUUUGUUAAUACAACAAGUAUGAAUGAUUUACAAACAUGUUCAGAAGCAUCGACAACACCAAUUCGUUUUAAUAAAAAUAAAUUUAAUACACCAAUUUCUACACAACGUCGUCGUGCUUUAGGUCUUGUUCAUCAUAAUAGUAAUCAAAUAUGUCGUGUUUUAUCAAGUGAUGAUUUCACAAGAAUGACUACAAACAAUAUUAAACAAGAAGAACCUGUAGUUCUUCCAACACCAACUUCAAAAAAUACAUGUUCUCAUCCAGAAGAUGAUCUUCCACAUGCAAAUCAUCCAUAUCAAGAUACAUUUGAUGAUCUUAUACCAAGUGAUGAACGUAUUGAACGUAUGCUUAUGAAUCAAACUAAUGGUAUUAAUAUAUUUAGUUAUUAUGGUGGUAUUGAAAAUACAAUUCGAUGUCAAUCACCUGUUUGUAAUCGUCUUAAUGUAUCUACUUUACUUGAUAUGAUUGAUAUUCUUAAUUAA